This is a messenger RNA of Epinephelus moara (kelp grouper), 2254 nucleotides long. RefSeq names its product Fc receptor-like protein 5. Gene Ontology annotation, molecular function: transmembrane signaling receptor activity. Gene Ontology annotation, biological process: cell surface receptor signaling pathway. The record is from RefSeq and is a predicted model, not a curated record. NCBI's taxonomy places the organism in Eukaryota, Metazoa, Chordata, Actinopteri, Perciformes, Serranidae. The transcript is spliced from 6 exons. The coding region runs from base 26 to 979 and encodes 317 amino acids.
CACAGCUCUCUGCUUCAGACUGUUGAUGCUCGGAGUCACUCUGCUGAACACUUACACUCAGAGAAGUGAUGCAGCUUUUCUUCGCGUCACUCCAGACAGACUGCAGCACUUUGAAUAUGAGCCUGUGUCUUUUCACUGUGAGGGGAUUCCUGGUCCCGUUAAGAUGGAAAUGAUCAGGGAUACUGAGCAACAGGAUCUAGUUUGUGAUAUUAAGAGGACGCCAACAGUGUCCUCCUGCACCAUUGGUGAAAUCUAUAAAGGAGACAGUGGAGAAUACUGGUGUGAGAAUGAAGCAGGAGAGAGGAGCAACACGGUCAACAUCUCUGUCACUGAUGGUCCAGUGAUCCUGGAGAGUCCUGUCCUCCCUGUGGACGAGGGUAACGAUGCCACUCUGAGCUGUAAAAGAAAGACAACCUCUUCAAACCUGACAGCUGGUUUCUACAAAGAUGGCGUCCUCAUCAGGAGCAGCUCUACAGGAGAGAUGACCAUCCACAGUGUUUCCAAGUCUGAUGAAGGACUCUACAAGUGUCACAUCUCUGGAGCUGGAGGAUCACCAGAGAGCUGGAUGGCUGUCAGAGCUGGUUCAGUGAUCCUGGAGAGUCCUGUCCUCCCUGUGGAAGAAGGCAACAAUGUGACUCUGACCUGCAGGAAGAAGAUGUCUUCCUCAAACAUGACAGCUGGUUUCUACAAAGAUGGCCUCCUCAUCAGGAGCAGCUCUACAGGAGAGAUGACCAUCCACAGUGUGUCCAAGUCUGAUGAAGGACUCUACAAGUGUCACAUCUCUGGAGCUGGAGGAUCACCAGAGAGCUGGAUGGCUGUCAGAGCUCAUCACAGAGACAUGUGUCCCUGUUCAGACCUCUUCAUACAUGUCGUCCUCGUCUUAAGGACGGUGUUCACCAUAGUGAUGGUGCCUCUGCUGCUGCUGCUGGUGGGACUGCUGCACUGUGGGAAACUCAGAGUUACAGUUGCACAAACAUAACUGAUACUCAUGUAUAAAGGUAACAUGUCAAGGUAAUGAAGCACAGAGCGUCCCAUCAUGCUCACGGUCUGAGAAAUCUGGCAGGUCAUCAAGAUGUUGUUCACCUUUAAUCUUCACUUGUUUAGUUUUUGUAUAAGUUGUGUGUUUGACUGUGAGGUAUCAAAGCUCUCUGUGUCACAUGUUCAUACCUGCAGCGACUGUUGGACUCUCUCACACACAGAAAAGGUUAAACCACAGAGGCACUGAUGCAUCAACUAUUUUUAAAAACCGAGCUUUCUGUUUUUAAAGUAUAUGUUGCUGCAUGUUUAGUUUUAGACUCGACAGAUGCUGGUGAUAAUUUGAGCCUCUCAGAGACAAACCACAUGAGACAAUACAUGUGAUGUGUGUAGAGAGGCGUUCAGGAGGCUCUGCUGAAACAACAAUAGUUUGUACAGGUUGAUAAUUUAAGAGUUAACUUGUGCCUUGAGGAAUCUGUAUCAUCUUUAAACUAACGUUUGAAGCAGCCUGAUACUUGUUUUUAUCUUUAUUAAAAAUGAACAUGUUGUAUCACAGAGCUGUAAACUAAAGAAAGAAUGUUGAAACAGUUUAAUUCAACAAUAUUUUGAAGCACAACAAAUGGUUAAACAAAGUCAAAGAAUGUGCAGACGUCACUCAAAGUAUUGUAUAAACACAGAACUAUACCUUCAUGUGUUUAUUUUUUCAUAAUUAUUUAUUGAUCUUAAUCUUAGAGGACAAAUACUGUAAACAUUAGCACCAACAUCAGGCAUUUUGUCUCUAAGGACACACACACAGAAUAAGGACACCUGAAGCCAUUUUAAACAUCAGAUUUAAUUUGAUUUGAUUGCAAAAAAAAAGGAAACAUAAAAACAAGAAUCUUGAAGAAUGACGACAGUGAUACGACCUCAUCAAAGUCACAUCUGUGUUACAAACUGGAGGUUUUCAAUGGAAAAAAAUGUUUUUCUGCACUGAUUCUGAACAAAGCAGGGAGUUUAUAUACAACAUGAAUGGAGUGUUCACGCUAAAUGCAGCGUUUCAGGCACUGAGAUACUUGUUUGUUUAUCUUCAUUAGAAAUGAACAUCUUUUAUUCCAAUGCUGUAAACUGAAGAAAAAAUGUUAUAGAAAAUAUUUUUGUUUUCUAUGUUAUUUAUAAAGGAUAGUCUCACAGGACAAAUAGGAAAUGUUUUGAAACUUGAUAUGUGUCAAUGCAAAUAUUGUAAAAGUAAGAACAAACAUCUGUCUUUGUAUCUCUCGAUACACACACACACACACACACA